Messenger RNA from Penaeus chinensis, 4416 nucleotides. RefSeq names its product serine/threonine-protein kinase D3-like (gene PKD). Lineage: Eukaryota; Metazoa; Arthropoda; Malacostraca; Decapoda; Penaeidae. Gene Ontology annotation, biological process: protein phosphorylation. The record is from RefSeq and is a predicted model, not a curated record. Gene Ontology annotation, molecular function: protein serine/threonine kinase activity; ATP binding.
GGAUCAACAAGUGUCCAGCCAAGUCAGACUGUCUCAGAGAUGAGCCGGGGGGACAGUGGCAGGUGCAAUGUUCAUGAAGGCUUUACCUAGAGCAAAGAUGGAGGUGACAGGGCAGGACAUCAGCUUCUCCCUUCAGCACGGCCUGGUCAGGGACACCACCACCGUCAAUGCCUCACAGCUCACUCUCAAGACCCUCAAGGACCGAGCCUGCGACUUCAUCAAUUCUAAGAGGAACCUAUAGGCAAGAAGGACGGAACACCAGUUGUCAAUCCCCCGGAGAGCGGUAUCGGAUUGUACCUAGCAAAGGUUUGGGAGAAUGAGAUUCGCAAGGCCCUGAUGCCUGUGACUCCACAGGCCAGCAGCACACCCACACACCCACAGCAAGUGGGGAUGGACAAGGAGGAGGCCACAUGCAAUGACAUCUCACAAAUCUACCAGAUCUUCCCUGAUGAGGUCUUGGGCUCAGGACAGUUUGGCAUUGUGUAUGGAGGUGUUCACCGCAAAUCAUCAAGAGCUGUGGCCAUCAAGGUAAUUGACAAGCUUCGGUUCCCCACCAAACAGGAAGCUGCCCUGAAAAAUGAGGUGGCUAUCUUGCAGAAUCUUAGUAACCCGGGAGUGGUCAACUUGGAGCGUAUGUUUGAGACGCCUGAGAGAAUCUUCGUUGUGAUGGAGAAACUGAAGGGCGACAUGCUGGAUAUGAUCCUGUCAUCGGAUCAGGGAAAGCUAUCCGAGCGUAUCACAAAGUUCCUAAUCUAUCAGAUUUUGGCUGCUCUGAAACACCUCCACAGCAAGAACAUUGUUCACUGUGAUCUGAAGCCAGAGAAUGUGCUCCUCUCCACAGACAGUGAUUUCCCUCAGGUCAAGCUGUGUGAUUUUGGAUUUGCUCGCAUCAUUGGAGAAAAGUCCUUCAGAAGAUCUGUGGUUGGAACACCAGCAUAUUUAGCUCCUGAGGUCCUGCGCAACAAGGGUUACAACAGGUCCCUGGACAUGUGGUCUGUUGGAGUGAUUACGUAUGUCUCCCUCUCGGGCACCUUCCCCUUCAACGAAGAUGAGGAUAUUAAUGACCAAAUCCAGAAUGCAGCUUUCAUGUACCCACCAAACCCUUGGAAAGAAAUCACACAAGACGCCAUUGAUCUUAUCAACAACCUUUUACAAGUGAAGCAGAGGAAGCGCCUCACAGUGGACAAGUCCUUGGCCCAUGUUUGGUUGCAGGACUACCAGUGCUGGUGUGACCUCCGUGAGCUGGAGAGGAUAGUAGGCAUUCGCUACAUCACUCAUGAGUCGGAUGAUGCGCGGUGGGCAUCCUACAGGAGAGUAGGCUCGUCUCCUAUGUCCCCCUCGCCAGAGGCCACAGAGGAUGUGCUGGCUGCAUAGCUGCAUAAUAGUUAUAGUGAAAAAAAUUGAAAAUAUAUAUAUAUGAAGGCAGUGCCCCAUUCUGUGGACUCUUAAGCUAUGUAAAAUAAAAAAGAAGGUAUUUCCCUCUUUGUUAAGGCUGUAAAAUGGAUCCAGCAGUUGGAAGAUGCAAGGUUGAAGGUUUGAAUGGGCAAUUGGUUUUGUUUAUAAGACGAGGACAAAAUGUAUGUAGAAUAGCUGGUUUAAAUGAUGUGGGAAAGAGUGUAAUGAAGUUGCCUUUUACCUAUUAGCCUGGUUAUUAAAAAAAAGAAAAAAAAAAGAAAAAAGUUAGCUCUGAACAAAGGGGACAGGGUUUAGUAGUUUUUAUGCAUUCUGGAUUAGUUAUGAUUCAAAAGCUUAUGUGUGAAUGACAUAAUGCAGACCAUUAUUGGAUGAAUCCCUAAAUGAGUAUAUUUUUUAAAAUAUGACUAUUGGCUGUACAGUAUGACUCAAGAUCCACUUGAAACUUAUAUUCCAAAUCUACAAUUAAUGUUCAUCAAGUGUAUUUCCUCAUUAAUUUUGCCAUUAAUUUUGGGGUUCUAAUGAGUCCAGUGUAGUCCACUGUGCUUUACGGUUAGUUCAGCGAAACAUACCUUGGGAAGGGUUUGAUCUAGAGCCCAGAUUUUAUUUGUGAACCACAUUUGGUCUUGCUGACUGAAGAGCUCAAAAGGAGGCGUAGAAUAACCUAGCAAAAACAUAUGUAUGUAGGAUAUUUUUCAUGUUUUGUUUUGUUUUUAUUUUUUUAAAGACAUUCAGGUCAGAGUUGUGAAAUAUAUAUAUACAUACAUAUAUAUAUAUAUAUAUAUAUAAAAAAGAAGAUUGCUCAUUAGACAGAGAGGAAAAAUAGAGCAUGAGAUGUUAGUACAUCAUAACCUGCAGUGAAUGAAUGCAGGUGAUGGAAUAUGUGAUGGUGAGAAGCUCAAGACUUGGCAGUUUUCCUUGUCCCAAGUGACCCAGUAAGAAGAAAAUUUAGAAAAACAAGUAAACUGGGAUGAACAGCUGUCUACCUUGCUAAGAAAUAAAUUAUUGUUUCAUAUUGAAGUUAAUCAGUGAGAUCUGCCAAGGAGAGGUUGUCUUGUAUAUUUUUUAGACAUUAUUAUCAGUGUGUCUAAUUAAGAGUAUGUGGAAUUCAGCUGUUUCUUGUGUGCAACUUAAUUUUCUCUCACUCUCAUAAAAUAGAGUAUUGGUAUAUUAUGUGUCAGAGAUCACUAGCAAAACAUAAUGUAGGAAGCACGUGUGUCCUUUUUUAUCUCUGAACAGUUACAUCCUUCUUGAUUUUAAAACACUUCAUAGUUUUUUCCAAGUUAUGAUGUAUAUGUGAUCAUAAAAAUGUAAUUACAAGUUUGAAUGUUUUUCACACUAUUUGUGACUGAAACUUCCAUCUUUUUUGGUGUUAUUCUUUUAAAAUUAAUAGAUUAGUGUCCUGAAGUGGUGAGAAGUUUACAACUUACCAGAAGAGGAUGCAUGAUAGCAAUAUUAUCUCCAGGUCAUUAUUAAUAUUAUUUUUACAUGAACAUAUAUAUAAACAUGCACAAAUGCGUUAACAUAUGCAUUUACAUGUGUAUGGAGACAUCCAUGCACAAAUAAUCAUACAUGAACAUAUAUACACAGGAAUAACAUUUUUUCAUACAGGCAUAUAGUAAUGACCCAUUUAUGAAAAAACUACAGUGUAUCAUUGUAUGUUUCAUUGGCAGCAGGUCUAUUAUAUGAGAGUAUGGUGUAUGAAAUUUGCAUAUGAUAUUUAAAGGUUGGAAUGGAGUAUUUUGACUUUUGCCUAAUUUGAUGUCAUAUUUCCCAGAACAGCAGAUGCUUGUGUGAUACUCAAAACUAAAAGCAGACACUGUUCAUAAACAGAAGAGCUUUGGCAACAAUUUCAUGUCUUAAUAUGCUCAAAUGUUGACACACAUCAUCAAUAAAAUGUGGCACAACUACCAUUCAACAGUAAUUGGUAACAAGAAUUGUUUUGAUUGAUUUCAAAAUGGGGCUUCCAGUACCAUGAUACCUAGCUUUGUCCUGGGUCUGACUGACAGUAUUAAUGCCGUGUGCUGAAUUUGCUGCAAAACAUUCAUAAAGAUAGUUGAGUACCUCUGCAAUUGGUGGUAAUGUAGCAGGAGAAGCAUGUUAAGGUGUUCAAGGAAUGUUAUGAACAGAUUUAUAAUAAUUUCAGUGUUUGACAAUACUUAAGUGUUAUGAAACAAAUAUAAUGACAGCAUAUUAUUAUCGCCAUUGCUCUUUUACAGAGAGCUUAAUAUCAUGAUUUUGAAAGAUAUUCUCUACCUUUGUAAGUUCUAAACAUACAGUAUAGAUACACACAGUUAAACGAACAUGCAAAAUCACACAUGGUAUUCUGUCUUUUUGUUUUUUAUUAUUACUUUUAAAUCUCUCUAUUCCUACUUCUCUUUCCUGCAGUACAUUUACAUAUGCAUAUCAUUUGUAUAUAAUGAAAUUUACUUUCAUAAUAAUAAAAAUUUGAUAUGGUCAUUGUGCUCAAAAAUUGGUUUUGAAAAUGAGCUGUGAAAUUUACACUUGAACCUAAUUUGAAAAGUACGUCAGAAGCCACCUUCAAAUGGUAUGGUUAUUUUUUAUUAUCAACUAAUAAUGAAUUCACAUAAAAGAGAAGUGAUAACCAGAUUUUAAGUGUGUGAUUGAGAAGUAUGAUGUUAAAAGUUGGAGUCUAGAAGAGCACAAAUGGACUUCUCUCUUCCUCCCUUUCUUUAAGGUUAUCAUCUACACAUUAAUGGUUAUCAGUGGUACCAGAUUUUAUUUGCAUAUGCUGUUGCUUUGGUUUAAGAUUAUUUUUUAGAACUGUUUAAUAUUAUAAUUAGGAUGUAAUCCAUGGUUACUCUGCUGCUUCUUGCUUAACUUUGUUGUAGACAUUCCUUUAUUCUUAUGUUGGUUCCAAUGAAAAUUUGUACUUAGUCUUAUUUUUCUUUAUAAAGUUUAAUGUAUGUAAAAUUCAAACAGUUUGAAAGUAAAAUCUCAACAAAAUUUGGGUUGCUUAAUAAAAGUGGUUUUAUAUGGAAA